AUGAUGCAGAUGCAGCAUCAAGCACCUCCUCCUGUGGCGCCGCCUCAGAAUGUCCAGCCAAACCACUUCAGCCCGUCGCACCAGAUUGCGGCCAUGAACGAGGCCGUCUGGUUGCAGAUUGGAAGCUUCUCUGAGUUGCUGCGAAUGCCCGAAGAAGCAAUGCACGCCUACGAGCGAGCCCUUCAGGCGAAUCCCAACUCGACCGCCGCGAUGAGCGCGAUCGGAAUGCUCCUCAAGGGGCGCGAGGCUUUUGACAAGGCGCUCGAGUUCUUCCGAGCCAUCGUCCAGCUCGACCAAAACAACGGUGAAGCAUGGGGCAAUCUCGGCCAUUGUUACCUGAUGACCGAAAACCUACAAAAGGCGUACGAUGCCUACCAACAGGCCCUCGUCAACCUGAGAGAUCCCAAGGAUCCUAUGCUGUGGUACGGGAUUGGAAUUCUGUAUGAUAGAUACGGGAGCUACGACUAUGCCGAGGAAGCAUUCUCCCAAGUCAUGACGAUCCAGCCCGACUUUGAGAAGGCCAAUGAAAUCUACUUCCGGCUGGGCAUCAUAUACAAGCAGCAGUCCAAGUUCGCCCAAAGCUUAGAGUGCUUCAAGUACAUUGUCAAUUCCCCUCCGGGGCCCCUGACCCAGGAAGACAUCUGGUUCCAGAUUGGCCACGUGCACGAACAGCAGAAAGAUUUCGACGGCGCCAAGUCCGCCUACCAGCGUGUGUUGGACCAGUCGCCAAACCACGCCAAAGUUCUGCAGCAGUUGGGCUGGCUGUACCACCAACAAAGCCCAGCAUAUGAUUCCCAAGAACGCGGUAUCCAGUAUCUCGAGAAGUCUGUCGCGGCAGACAACCAAGAUGCGCAAAGCUGGUAUCUUUUGGGUCGCUGCUACAUGUCCCAGCAGAAAUAUCCCAAGGCCUACGAGGCAUACCAACAGGCUGUGUACCGCGAUGGGAAGAAUCCCACCUUCUGGUGCUCGAUUGGUGUGCUCUACUAUCAGAUCAACCAGUACCGAGACGCGUUGGACGCGUACUCCCGAGCUAUUCGUCUCAACCCUUACAUUUCCGAGGUCUGGUACGACUUGGGUACUCUGAUCGCCGACGCCCUCGACGCCUACCAAAGGGCAGCAGAGCUGGAUCCAGGCAACCCGCACAUCAAGGCUCGCCUCCAGCUUCUCCGGUCUGGCGGCACCAAUGGCGGCCCCCCGCCUGCAGCUCCUCAGCCUGCUGAUAUGCAUCCAUCGACAUACCAGACAGGCCCUACGGGUCCUCCUCAAUGGGGAGGGUCUGCGCAGCAGCAGUCUGCUGGCCCCCCUGCUGCCACUCAGGCGGCUGGCGAGAGCUGGGCGGGCAGGCUGUCGAAUGUGAACCCGCCGCCCCAGCCACCUAACCCCUACGAAAGCAGAGGCGGCGAGCCCUUCCGUGGUGGUGGCCCAGCGCCGCCUCUCCGACAGCCCAGCCCUCCUCCGCAGGAGCCGCCGGCACGUCAGCCGUACCCCGAGCUCAACAGACCGGGCCCAUCCCGGCGUGGCCCAUCGCCGCCGCCGGCUCAUCAAUAUGCCCAGCCUCUCCCCCCACCGCCUCCCCAGUCCCAACCUCCGGCGCCCGCGCCAGCUGAGCGACGAGUUGUCAACCCCAACUGGGGUGGUGCGACGCCCUCAGCAUCUGCGCCUCCCAACAACCCGCCUCCGAACGGCAUGACUCCGUUCCGGCCCGCCAGCAGCCCGCGCACCGACGGCCGUCCUCCGAUCCAUGACAACCGCAUGCCAUCCCCCAAGUCGGCCUACCCGCAGCACCCGGCUCCUCCUCCACCUCAUUAUGCUCACCACCCGGAGAUGCCCCCUCAGAGCGCCCCUGAAAACAACGCACAGCCCCCGCCUCCCCCGCCUCCUCCUGCGCCGAUUUCUGAGCCACCUCCACAGCGCAUGGAGGAUCGGCCUUCGUCUGUAGGUCCCAAGAGACAUCGGGAAUGGGAAGAGGAACCCGUGUCCAAGAAGCCCGCCAACGAAGAGACGCGGGCACGACUUGGUGACUUGCAACACCGCAGACCAUCCACCCCUCCCCCGGCCCGUGACGCGUAUCGUCGCAAUUCAUCCGAAGCUCGCCGAACGGAAGAGCAGCGUCGCCCCGAAGAGUCCAGGAGGCCUGAUGAGCCACGCCACAAGGCGGAGAGCUACCAUCCUUCCGAGGCUGCUCAUCACACACAGAGCCAUAGU
Trichoderma reesei QM6a is the source of this 2205-nucleotide messenger RNA. RefSeq lists its product as uncharacterized. Lineage: Eukaryota; Fungi; Ascomycota; Sordariomycetes; Hypocreales; Hypocreaceae. Gene Ontology annotation, biological process: regulation of gene expression. Gene Ontology annotation, molecular function: chromatin DNA binding; RNA polymerase II cis-regulatory region sequence-specific DNA binding; protein binding. The transcript has 8 exons. The annotation marks the transcript as partial. The record is from RefSeq and is a predicted model, not a curated record.